GAAGUAUUCCUGGCCCGCAGACAGAGAAAGUGAAGCAGCAAAACAAGGGCUGGGUCGAAGGGAGGAGGUGAGGAUCCUCCCUUCUCACCUCCUCCCUCCUCACCUCCUCCCUCGUCCUCCUCACACGCCCCAGCAGCCCCUCCCUGCUCUCAACACACACACACUCCUAUAAACCAGUUGAAAUGUCAAUUGAUCUAAAAAAAAAAAUCCCUUAUUUAAAAUACAAAAUAAGACAUUGGGCUUAAAACAGCUUUGAAAAUCAUGCAAACAUGUUUCCAUAUUGCAGAUAUUGUGCCUCCCUAAUGUUCCUCUGUUUCUACUAUCAGUCUUUUCUUAGGUAAUCCUCACUCUGCAUGUAAAGGCAUGCUCAAGGGGGAAGUCUCUGAAGUGAAAACAUAUACGCAUGUAAAGACAUGCCAUUAAAACAUGUCUAACGUAUACAAUGUGCUUUAAGAUUUGAGAAACAGAGGACGAUGAAAAACAGAUGACAGUUCCUGUAAAAACAAAUCCAAAUAUCGUGCCGUAUCGUGCCGUAUCGUGCAUACCCUACUUUUUGAAAUACUGAUUUGUAUUGUAUUUGUACAACAACAACUCCUCACGUUUGUAUGUGUCUCUCCUUCAGCUCUUUUCUCGGAGAAAGUGAGGAACAUGUCCCCCGACGCCAUCAGAAUCCCCCCCGAGCCGCCGGGACGCUGCUCCAGCCAACUGCAGGACAAGAUCCACAAGCUGUACGAGAGGAAGCUGCAGGGAGACUUCGACACAAACAACCACAUCCAGAAGAAGAAGGAAUUCAGAAACCCCAGCAUUUACGAGAAGCUCAUUCAGUUCUGCAGUAUAGACGAACUGGGAACAAAUUACCCGAAAGACAUGUUCGAUCCCCACGGCUGGUCGGAGGACUCGUACUACGAAGGCUUGGCCAAAUCUCAGAAGGUGGAGAUGGACAAACUGGAGAAAGCCAAGAAGGAGCGCACCAAGUGUGUUUCACAGAUUGAGUUUGUCACGGGGACGAAGAAGGGCAACAACCCCUCGAACACCGCGGCCUCCACCAACAGCAGCAACACCUCCACCACGUCUACAGAGGCCCAGAAGAGGAAGAGUAAAUGGGACUCGGCGAUCCCCGUGACUCUUUCCCAGCCCGCCGCCAUCACCACCAGCUCCUCGUUACCGGCCGUCGUCUCCGUCACCACCACCGCCAGCGGCACCAAGACCACCGUCAUCUCCGCCGUGGGAACCAUCCUGAAGAAGGCCAAGCAAUGAUCUCCACUACAAGAAGAACAGGAAGCUGCAACACCUGAGUGUAGGGCUGGGAGAUGUGAGGAAAACUCAGAUAUCGGGACGUUUUCGGACUUCUAUCGAUAUUUGAGUCACAAAGUGAUUACACGAUGGAAAUGUAGAUAAAAGCUCAUCAGUAAUGUGGAUUUUUACUCUCAAACCAUGAAAAAACACCUCUUACGAUAUCUUAAAUCCAUCUAUGUUAUCCAUUCUUGUAUCCAGAUGUCGAGAUAACAUCGGUGUGUUUCCCAGCCCUUCCCUGUGCUCAUUAUAAAUGUGAGAAAGAUCAGAAAGCAGACGAAUGACAAUAUGGACUCUCAAUGUACGUUUUUUUACCAACCAACCAACCAACCAACACCCUCACAUCUAAAGACUAUCUCCUGGAUUGUAUAUCUUCAUUUGAAAGUGACAUUUGGAGAAAAUUCGGACUUUACUUACUGUAUUUAGUUUUGUUCCAGUAUUUUCUCCCUUACUUAGCGGUUUUAUGUCAUUGUAGUCGAACAUGUGCAUCAUUUAUUCAGAUUCCCCCCCCCCCAUCAUAUGCAUAUUGACUGACCUGUUGGGUAACACUUUUUUUAGCUUGUACAUAUUUGAUGAUAAGGUGAAUAAAUGGAUCAGUUGUUGCCUUUUCUGUUGGAU
Gymnodraco acuticeps is the source of this 1911-nucleotide messenger RNA. RefSeq names its product SAP30 binding protein (gene sap30bp). Gene Ontology annotation, biological process: regulation of DNA-templated transcription. The record is from RefSeq and is a predicted model, not a curated record. The transcript is spliced from 6 exons. Gene Ontology annotation, cellular component: nucleus. NCBI's taxonomy places the organism in Eukaryota, Metazoa, Chordata, Actinopteri, Perciformes, Bathydraconidae. The coding region runs from base 649 to 1257 and encodes 202 amino acids.